Castor canadensis (American beaver) is the source of this 2983-nucleotide messenger RNA. It is a transcript of the gene Adipor1, whose product is annotated as adiponectin receptor 1. The record is from RefSeq and is a predicted model, not a curated record. Lineage: Eukaryota; Metazoa; Chordata; Mammalia; Rodentia; Castoridae. Gene Ontology annotation, molecular function: signaling receptor activity. Gene Ontology annotation, cellular component: plasma membrane. Gene Ontology annotation, biological process: adiponectin-activated signaling pathway.
GGAGGGGGCGAGGUAAGAACUUCGAGGAGGUGACGCGGCUGCGGAGGUGACGCCGUGCGGUCGCGCGCCCCUUCCGGCGCGGGGAGGGCGCUGAAGAUCUGAGGCCGCUCGGCCGCAGGCCGCCUCCAGCGCCGCAGGAUGUAGCGCGGGGGACCGCGGCCCCCAGCAGAGCCUGCCCACCCUGCCUGUCUACCAUCACAGGGAGAUCUCUGCCCCUUGGGGCUGAGAGACCCCAUCUUUUCCCCAAGCUGAAGCUGCAGGGUAUCGAGGCACCAACCAGAUGUCUUCCCACAAAGGAUCUGUGGUGCCACAGGGCAAUGGGGCUCCCACCAGUAACAGGGAGCCUGACACGGUGGAACUGGCUGAGCUGGGACCCCUGCUGGAAGAGAAGGGCAAGCGGGUAACUGCCAAUCCAACCAAAACUGAAGAAGAGCAAACAUGCCCAGUGCCUCAGGAAGAAGAGGAGGAGGUGCGGGUACUGACGCUUCCCCUACAGGCCCACCAUGCCAUGGAGAAGAUGGAGGAGUUUGUGUAUAAGGUCUGGGAGGGACGUUGGAGGGUCAUCCAUGAUGUGCUUCCUGACUGGCUGAAAGACAAUGACUACCUGCUACAUGGCCAUAGACCACCGAUGCCCUCCUUUCGGGCUUGCUUCAAGAGCAUCUUCCGCAUCCACACAGAAACUGGCAACAUCUGGACCCAUUUACUUGGUUUUGUGCUGUUUCUCUUCUUGGGAAUCCUGACCAUGCUCAGACCUAAUAUGUACUUCAUGGCUCCUCUACAAGAGAAGGUGGUUUUUGGAAUGUUCUUUUUGGGUGCAGUGCUCUGCCUCAGCUUCUCCUGGCUCUUCCACACGGUCUAUUGUCAUUCAGAGAAAGUCUCUCGGACUUUUUCCAAACUGGAUUAUUCAGGGAUUGCUCUACUGAUUAUGGGGAGCUUUGUCCCCUGGCUGUAUUACUCCUUCUACUGCUCCCCACAGCCUCGGCUCAUCUACCUCUCCAUCGUCUGUGUCCUGGGCAUUUCUGCCAUCAUUGUGGCACAGUGGGAUCGGUUUGCCACUCCUAAGCACCGGCAGACAAGAGCAGGAGUGUUCCUGGGACUCGGCUUGAGUGGGGUCGUGCCCACUAUGCACUUCACUAUCGCCGAGGGCUUUGUCAAGGCCACCACAGUGGGCCAGAUGGGCUGGUUCUUCCUCAUGGCUGUGAUGUACAUCACUGGAGCCGGCCUUUAUGCUGCUCGGAUUCCUGAGCGCUUCUUUCCUGGAAAAUUUGACAUAUGGUUCCAGUCUCAUCAGAUAUUCCACGUCCUGGUGGUGGCAGCAGCUUUUGUCCACUUCUAUGGGGUCUCCAACCUUCAGGAAUUCCGUUAUGGCCUAGAAGGUGGCUGUACUGAUGACUCCCUUCUCUGAGCCUUCCCACCUGAGGGGUGGAGGAGGAACUUCCCAAGUGCUUUUAAAAAUAACUUCUUUGCUGAAGUGAGAGGAAGAGUCUGAGGUGUCUGUUUCUAGAAGAAACCUCUUAAAAGAAUUCAGUACGAGUCAAGGUUCAACUCACUUUCACAGCCACUGGGCAAUAAACUUUCCAUUUCUAUUCCCCAGCUGGGGAGGGUGAAAUGGUCAACACAGCCACCCCCCUCCUUAGCGGUCACCACCUCAGCAAGGCAACUACUAGUCCUUUACAGAGACGACUUUGAAGCUCAUGUUGAGAUUUUACCCCCUCCUCAAACCAUUUUGGGAAAAAAUUACAGACUGGGACUCUUCAGAAAUUGUUUUUCUGGAAGAAAAUGUCCCUCCCUUACCCCAUCCUUACUUUGUAACCUGGCUUAUAACAGGCCAUCCAUUUUUGUAGCACACUUUUCAAAAGUAAUUAUACCUGGUCCCACCUUUCUUGGGCCUAGACCUGCUUUCACAGCAGGAGAGCAAAGCCCUGACUUUUACAUGCCCGGCUAGUCAUGGGAGUGCAUCCAGGCCUCAGAUAACUUGAGCUUUAGUUUUGUUUUUUUUUUCUUGGCAGAGUAAUGUAAAAUUAAAAUGGGGAAAGAUAUUUAAUAUUUAAUACUAAGCUUUAAAAAGAAACCCGCUAUCAUUGCUAUGUAUCUUGAUGCAAAGACUAUGAUGAUAAAAGAAAGUACAGAAAACACUUGGCAUUCAUAUAUUUAAUGUGUGGUCUCGACUACUUGCAUAUAACUCCAAAAGAUUAAAACCUAUAAUCAUCCUAAAUUCUGCUGGGUCACAAAUUUGAAAGAUAGUCACGACAAGCCUGAUAUGUGUGGGUCAGGGAAUGAUCCUAAUUGAGUUGCUAGCAUCUGCUCCUCAGUACAACUUUAAUUUUUCCUACUUGCAUAGAUGUCUAAUUUGAGAAAUGACUGUGCUAUAGUGCUCAGUGAUGUGAAGAUUCUCACAGUUUAGUUCUAGUAAAACCACCUUGCCUAGGGUUGUCUCAUCAAGGAGCUAUUCUCUGCCCUCCUGUACUCUUGUGACAGGUACUCAACCCGGACUUCUGUUCCUUAGGUAGCUGAAGCCAGCAGUGAUCACUUCCUAGUUGUAGGCAGUUGAAGGGGAAUCUCAUAAAGUUGGGCUCACUUCAAGUUUGUACAAGUGGAAAAACAAAUGAUCCUUUUAAAAUAUCCACCGAGGCGAACAAACAGGAAAAAAUUCUUAGCCUCAAGAGGCAAUCAGGAAAAUGUAAAUUAAAACCAAAAUGAUAAACCAUUUCCUGCUCCAACAAGAUUGGCACAAAUUAAAAAGCCUAAUAUUGAGUGUUGGCGCUGACAUGGAGCAGACCAGAUGGCUGUUGUGGAAUUGUACAUUGGUAAGAUCACUUUGUGUGGACAUGCAUACAGUGUGAACAUGCACACGUGUAAACAUUUCAUCAAACAUGCUUGGGGGUGUAGUUCAGUGGCAUGCUAAAUACUUAGCACGCAUGAGGCUCUGGAGUCUAUCCCCGUCAUCCACAAAAAAAAAAAAAAGGGAAAAAAAUUUCACAAA